Molecule: messenger RNA, 1079 nt
Organism: Phlebotomus argentipes
Lineage: Eukaryota; Metazoa; Arthropoda; Insecta; Diptera; Psychodidae
Gene: Daao1
Product: D-aspartate oxidase
Exons: 1
Coding region: 47-1054 (335 amino acids)
Molecular function (GO): FAD binding; D-amino-acid oxidase activity
Source: RefSeq, a predicted model, not a curated record
UUGCCCGACAGUGACACUUGUCUUGUGACCUAACGCAGUGGCCAGGAUGAAUUUCGGAGUGCUGGGAGGUGGAGUUGUGGGGCUCACCACAGCCCUGGAGCUUCAGAGUCAAUUCCGGGACGCUAAAGUGACUAUUGUGGCUGAUAAGUGGGCCACAGAAACGACAUCAGCUGUCGCUGCGGGAAUCUUCAGACCAGCAGCCUCCUUCGCUGGACCCACUGACGAAAUAACACAGCAAUGGAUUGACGACGCCUUUGCUCACUGGGAUGAACUUCGCAAAAGAGAGGGCAGUGCCAAAGUUGGCAUUUGUAAUCUCUCUGGAUACAUAUUCUCCUCCACAAAUCCCGCAAUUGUGCGCAAUUCUCGCAUCGAAAAGCUUUUGCCUCUCUAUCGCAGAGCAACAGAGGAUGAAUUGAAAAUGUGUCCAGGAGAUUGGAAGUACGGAUCAUUCUUUUCAACACUUUUGACCGAGUUCAGAACUUUUCAGCCAUGGGCUGAGAAGAAAUUCCUCGGCAAUGGAGGAAAAUAUGUAACGCGACAUGUUAGCAAAUUGACUGACUUGGAAAAGGAUUUCAACUUGGUGUUCAAUUGUACAGGAUUGGGAUCGAAGUGGAUGCUGGGAGAUAACAAAUUGGUACCCAUUCGUGGGCAAAUUAUAAAGGUGAAAGCUCCCUGGGUCAAGACAGCCUUCUAUGGAGACUACGACACCUAUAUUAUCCCCGGAUUUGAAGGUGUUACUCUGGGCGGCACGCGUCAGUUCGAUUCCUACAAUCUGAAUAUCUGCAAGUACGACACGGCUUCGAUUCGAGAGCGCUGCCAAGACCUCCUACCCAGCCUCAGAGGAGCUCCAGUUAUUCGCGAGUCCGUGGGAUUGCGUCCCCAUCGAGACCCUGUUCGUGUGGAAGUGGAAUUCUUCCCCACGUCGCACGGAAAACCCAUGAGUGUGAUUCAUAACUAUGGUCAUGGCGGAUCUGGAGUGACUACAUCUCCGGGAACGGCAAAAUAUGCAGUGAAACUAGUCAGGGAUGCCCUGGGUGGACGAAGUCACUUGUAGUGAAAUAAAAAAGACUUACCGAGCA